Messenger RNA from Durusdinium trenchii, 415 nucleotides. The record is from the annotation of a GenBank genome assembly. Lineage: Eukaryota; Dinophyceae; Suessiales; Symbiodiniaceae.
CGACUACAUGGCGCCGGUGUCUGUCAACCCAACGGUGAUUCAGUUCGUGCCGGUGGAUUACACCACUGCAUAUGAACCAGAAUGCCUGCCGGUGAUAUCGGUUUGGCGGACGCGCUGGGCCGUGCAAAGGGCUUUGUCCGAGUUGCAACGCCGUGGCAGGGCUGGUGGUGAUGUCAAGCGCUUCGGCCUUGAUGUAUUGGGAGCUAUGGCGUUGCCGCUGGAUGGCAUCGUCUUGGAGCUAGACCGCCUAUGGCGCCACAGUGCGUACGGCACGCUGAGAAGGGAACAUGGCCAUGCGUUGAUAACACUGGAGAUGAUAGCACGGUUCUAUCACGCCAGUGUCUCCCAGGUCUUCGAAUGCUUGAGCGAGCGGUUCUUUCCGGGCUUGGGCACGAUGGUGCAUGAUUUCCUCUGA